This is a messenger RNA of Peronospora matthiolae, 1731 nucleotides long. The record is from the annotation of a GenBank genome assembly. Lineage: Eukaryota; Oomycota; Peronosporomycetes; Peronosporales; Peronosporaceae.
AUGCAACUCCGCUUUCCAUUACCACCGGGGUACUUUGCCAAGUUCGACUUGCUGCCGGACGAGGUGCAGGAGCACAGGAUGCUCGCGAGCGACAUCAUCCGCGAGACGAAGCGAGAUUUGGACCACUACGUCAGAAACGGUCGCAACGUCAUCGACUCGAAAACUUGGAAACUCGCCAAGUCAAAGGACCAACUCCAUUGCUACCGGAGACGUGGCACGGAAGGGUCAGCUCACCAAUUGGGUCUGUACAGCGACUCCGGGUCCAGUCGAAGCGAUCUCUUCGCCCGCUCGCGUCAAUCAAUGAGCUCCCACAGUCAUUCUGGACCCACGGACAUGGACCAAUUGUCGUUCUCCACACGAUCGACAAGAGACGGUGAACCACCUCGCAGGAGCAUUCAGCCGUCAGUGAUCGGCUAUGGCGUCGUGAGCGGCAAUGUGGACGACUUGAUUUACGGCCUCUAUCAGUCGUCCACGGACGAGAUGAAGACGUUAGCGGCGUACUUGGGGGACAACUCGCUCAUUGAUUGUGCCGUGUUGAAGACGAUCCGGCAGACCCGGACGUCCUACCUCGGGCUCAAGUGGAAGUUGUCUCGCACGGUGGGUGGCAACCGGGACUGCUGCUACAUGGAGUACGUGGGGUUGUCGGAAGAUGCAGAUGGCCAGCACUUUGGCUACCACGUCUUGGAGUCCGUGCCCGUGCACAACUGUCCUCACUUUGAAGACAAUUCAAUUGUGCGCGCCCACGUGUCGUUUUGCUUUAUCUUUCGACCCGGUAAACUUGCAGACCAAGUCGAGGUGUUCAUGCAAGGCGCGUACGACUCAUCGGCUGACGCGCUCACGGCUGGAGGGGUGGGUGACUAUCGUAGCACAAUGGAUAUGCUAUUUAAUCUCCCGUCUACACUGGUAGGCGCAGAGGCGAAGAAGGUUUCGGCUAUGGUCGUGAAACAGUCGAGUGCACACAUGAGUGCGAGCACGGUGGACCAGAGCAGCCACCACUGCUUUAUCUGCCGCACCAAGUCGAAGCUCUUGUCCUUGCACUCGAACUGUCAGACGUGCGGCGCCGUCAUGUGCGGCAAGUGCCGCAUUCGAGUGGUGACGUUUUCCCGUCGAGGCAAGAUCAAAGUCUCGUGCUGCAAAUUGUGCAUGGUCAUGGUGCGAGACCAGUCGCCGUUUGCCGGCGAAGAGCUCGAGCUGCAGCAGUCCGCAAGUUCGAAGAAGCUGUUUGAUGAACAAAGUCGCAGCAGCAGCAGCAGAGGCAGCAUGAUCGCGAAACCUGAUAUGAUCAACUCGUCCAUCUCCACCAUGUCUUUGAGCGACUCGGAGUACGCCAUGUCGUACCAUUCGUGGCAGUCGAGCUCCGUGUCUUCGAUGCCGUCGGAUUGCAGCGACAGCUUUGACGGCUCGAGCGGCACCUUUAGCUCGUCGAUCCUUUCGAUGGACCGAAAGAUGCCUGCGUUGCUGGAGAGCCAGCCUCCGGUGCACGCUCCUGUUAGUUACCAGUCCGAGCAGCAGCGCCAGUACGAGCAGCAGCAGCUCCAAAUGCAGCAAUUCCUGAUACGACAGCGCAUGAAACAAAGUGCCGAGGCCGGCUACUCGACGAUGCCGGGUACGCGCCAACAGCCCACCACUCGAGAGGGUCUGUACAACCAAAUGCUGGAGCUGCGAGUGCAAGCUGAGCGAGCCUACGACUUGACAAACCAGAACGGCAAUAUGAUAAAUUCCCAGCGAUAG